CGCCAGCCUUAGUUCAUUACCCCUUAAGUUCUUCUUUAGUUAUGUGUCUUAUUUCUCUCAUCUAAAUCCACUAUCAGCCCCAAAUAUGGGAAUUGAAACCUUGAACGGUGCGAAUUUCUCUUCAUGGAAAGAUUCACUGAUGCUAACUCUUGGCAUGUUGGAUUUUGAUUAUGCACUGAGAGAGCCUGCCCCUCCUGCCCUCACUGAUAAAAGUACUGCUGAAGAUAAAAUAGUACAUGAGAGAUGGGAGAGGUGUAACAGAAUGGCUCUUAUGCUUAUUAAAAAUUCCAUCAGCAUAAUCAUCAGGGGAGCUAUUCCAGAUUCAUCUAAUGCUAAAACAUAUCUGGCUUCCGUGGAGGAACAAUUCAAAGCAACUUCUAAGGCACAUGCUAGUACUCUUAUUUUGAAGAUGGUGACUACAAAAUAUGACGGAAAUAGCGGCAUUCGUGAGCACAUCAUGAUGAUGAACGACAUGGCCCGCAAGCUCAAGGGAUUAGACAUGGAGAUCAGUGAAGGUUUUCUGGUGCACUUCAUAAUGACUUCUCUUCCUGCAUCUUUUGAAGCUUUCAAGGUCAACUACAACACCCAGAAGGUCAAGUGGUCGAUGAAUGAGUUGAUUGCUAUGUGCGUACAAGAAGAAGAGCGUCUGAAGCUGGACAAACCUGAUGUGGCUUACCUCAUGACCGCUAAUCCAAAGAAGAGGAAGGGCAAUGUNGGAAAGAAACCGAAGAACACUUAAGCUGGGGAAUGGAACAGAACUAGCUGUCGAAGCCGUGGGAACCUUAGAAUUAAUAAUGAAAACUGGUUUAUGUAUUAAACUUUAUGAUACCUUAUAUAUUCCUGAGAUUACUCGGAAUUUAGUAUCAGGA
Cuscuta campestris is the source of this 869-nucleotide messenger RNA. NCBI's taxonomy places the organism in Eukaryota, Viridiplantae, Streptophyta, Magnoliopsida, Solanales, Convolvulaceae. The record is from the annotation of a GenBank genome assembly.